AUGCUUCGUGAACUUUCUCCUAGUCUAUUGCCACUCCCACUUCCAACCGGAAACGCUCCUCCGACCCCGCCGCAGAAUGACUUGUUAGAUGACAUCUACGGUUCUGCCCCGUCUUCCCCGCUCCUCACUCAAAACCCAUCACAGUCCGAAGAAAUUCUGUCCGAUCUGCCUUCUCGCCAGCGCGCUCUCGAUACGGAUGCCUACAGAGAAGGGCUUACGAACAGCAAAGGCCAGUUUGUACAAGAGGGUUUCGAUGAGGGCUAUUCACUCGGAGCCAACCUGGGCAUUCUUGUAGGCUAUGUGUUAGGUUUGCUCCAGGGUACUACUGAGGCUUUGAAAAGCCGUAAGGAGGCCCAGAGUGCGGACGUUGAGAAGCUGUGGAAUGAAGCACAGACCGAACUAGCAAUACAAGAACUUUUGAGUCAGAAAUGGAUUGACGAAGAAGGGAUAUGGCAGUGGGAGGUGGAGGGCAAAGACGACGAAGUAACUUUUAAAGAAGUUGCUGAGCAACAUCCAGUCAUGAAGAUGUGGAUGAGCAAGGUUCGCGACCUAGCGGACAAGUGGGGCAUCGACUUGAAGGCCACAGAGAGAGGCCAAGAUGAGAGUUCAGUCGCGACGGAACAGUUUUGA
Molecule: messenger RNA, 630 nt
Organism: Periconia digitata
Lineage: Eukaryota; Fungi; Ascomycota; Dothideomycetes; Pleosporales; Periconiaceae
Source: the annotation of a GenBank genome assembly